Molecule: messenger RNA, 1304 nt
Organism: Delphinapterus leucas (beluga whale)
Lineage: Eukaryota; Metazoa; Chordata; Mammalia; Artiodactyla; Monodontidae
Gene: AVPR2
Product: arginine vasopressin receptor 2
Biological process (GO): positive regulation of vasoconstriction; G protein-coupled receptor signaling pathway; cellular response to hormone stimulus
Cellular component (GO): plasma membrane
Molecular function (GO): peptide binding; vasopressin receptor activity
Source: RefSeq, a predicted model, not a curated record
AUGGUCAUGGCGUCCACCACGUCGGCUGUGCCCCGGCCCCUCUCCCAACCUACGCCGCCCGGCAACGGCAGCGAGGAGGAGCCGCUGGACGCCCGGGACCCGCUGCUAGCCCAGGCGGAGCUGGCCCUGCUCUCCACAGUCUUCGUGGCUGUGGCCCUGAGCAACGGCUUGGUGCUGGGUGCCCUAGUGCGGCGGGGCCGGCGGGGCCGCUGGGCGCCCAUGCACGUCUUCAUCGGCCACUUGUGCCUGGCCGACCUGGCCGUGGCUCUGUUCCAAGUGCUGCCCCAGCUGGCCUGGGACGCCACCGACCGCUUCCGUGGGCCCGAUGCCCUGUGCCGGGCUGUCAAGUACCUGCAGAUGGUGGGCAUGUAUGCCUCCUCCUACAUGAUCCUGGCCAUGACGCUGGACCGCCACCGCGCCAUCUGCCGCCCCAUGCUGGCACACCGCCAUGGAGGCGGAGCUCGCUGGAACCGGCCAGUGCUGGUGGCCUGGGCCUUCUCGCUUCUCCUCAGCCUGCCCCAGCUCUUCAUCUUCGCCCAGCGUGACGUGGGAGACGGCAGCGGUGUCCUCGACUGCUGGGCCCGCUUUGCCGAGCCCUGGGGCCUCCGCGCCUACGUCACCUGGAUCGCCCUGAUGGUGUUCGUGGCACCUGCCCUGGGCAUUGCCGCCUGCCAGGUGCUCAUCUUUCGGGAGAUUCACGCCAGCCUGGUGCCGGGGCCUGCAGAGAGGGCCGGGGGGCGCCGCGGAGGGCGCCGGACGGGCAGUCCCAGCGAGGGAGCCCGGGUGUCGGCGGCCAUGGCCAAGACCGUGAGGAUGACGCUGGUGAUCGUGAUAGUGUACGUGCUGUGCUGGGCGCCCUUCUUCCUCGUGCAGCUGUGGGCAGCGUGGGACCCGGAGGCACCUCGGGAAGGGCCCCCCUUCGUGCUGCUCAUGUUGCUGGCCAGCCUCAACAGCUGUACCAACCCCUGGAUCUACGCUUCCUUCAGCCGCAGCGUCUCCUCCGAGCUGCGAAGCCUGCUCUGCUGUGCCUGGACGCGCGCCCCGCCCGGCCUGGGGCCCCACGAGGAGUCCUGUGCCACGGCCAGCUCCUUCCUGGCCAGGGACACCUCCUCCUGAGAAACGAGGGGCGCCUUCCUUCCAGAGGCUCCACGAAGCUCAGCUGCCUGCCCGGGGACAGGCUCCGCGAUCGCGCGGGGGCCCGGCAGUCAGCUCCUUGGCGCCGCGUGUAGGGAGGGGCUGCGGCGGUGGGCUGCAGGGUCCGGGGCCGGCGCAUGGCUUCCACCCCAACCAGUGCCUGCCCUGCC